This is a messenger RNA of Ziziphus jujuba (common jujube), 2628 nucleotides long. Its product is annotated as subtilisin-like protease SBT3. NCBI's taxonomy places the organism in Eukaryota, Viridiplantae, Streptophyta, Magnoliopsida, Rosales, Rhamnaceae. Gene Ontology annotation, molecular function: serine-type endopeptidase activity. The record is from RefSeq and is a predicted model, not a curated record. Gene Ontology annotation, biological process: proteolysis.
UAUAUAUGUGCAUGUAUGGUGUUGUAUAUAAGCACAUAACUGCUGGGGGUUUUCCAUAAGUUUUGGUUUUUGAAAGAAACAACAAUGGGGCUCAAACAAAUGCUUAUUUCUCUUCCAUGCAUUAUCUUCUUUCUUGCAUGCAUUUUCUUGGGUUUUCUACAAACUACUUUAGGUUCAGCAGAAAGGGCAACUUAUGUUGCUCAUAUGGACAAGUCUUUCAAGCUUGACUUCCACCCUACCCACCACCAUUGGUACUCCUCCAUUGUUGACUCUCUCAACAAUGGCAAUGAUCCUUCCUCAUCAUCAUCAUCACUUCUAUACACUUACGAUACCGCUAUUCAUGGCUUCAGUGCAACUCUGUCUCUACAAGAAUUAGAGAUUCUAAAGAAGUCCCCAGGAUUCGUCUCAGCUUACAAUGACAAAAUCGCCAUGGCCCACACAACCCGCUCCAUAGACUUCCUCUCCCUCAACCCCUCCACUGGUCUAUGGCCUGCUUCAAACCACGACGAAGAUGUCAUCAUUGGUGUCAUUGAUUCCGGCGUCUUUCUGUAGAGUGAGAGCUUCAAAGACGAUGGAAUGAUUGCAAAAAUUAAAGGAAUUUGCGGAAGGGAAGAGUUCAAUUCAUCCAUGUGUAACAAUACGCUCAUAGGAGCUAGAUACUACAACAAGGCUGCCAUUGCUCAAAAUUUCACCAUCAAUAUGAACUCUCCUCGGGACAUUAGUGGGCAUGGGACUCACACAGCUUCCACAGCUGCUGGGAACUAUGUGGAAGAUGUUUCUUAUUUCGGCUAUGCUAAAGGGACUGCAAGAGGUGUUGCACCACGCUCAAAGGUGGUCGUUUACAAGGUCUUAUGGGGUACUGGGAUAGGCAAAGGCUUUUCCGCUGAUAUUACAGCAGCCUUAGACCAACCUAUUGCUGAUGGAGUGGAUGUUAUCUCAGGCUUUAUAGAAUUCGGUGAUGCACAAUUGUAUGAGAAUUCAUUAGCAAUAGCUUCUUUUGCUGCCAUGGAGAAGGGUGUGGUGGUUUCUGCUUCUGUAGGAAAUGAUGGCCCAGAUCUUAGGACUCUGACCAAUGACAUUCCAUGGGCCUUGACUGUUACUGCAGGGUCAGUAGACCAAUCAUUUGGUGGGACACUAACCUUUGGAAACGGACUGAAUCUAGUGGGGUGGACCUUGUUUCCAGCAAAUGCCAUCGUUGAGAACUAUCCUUUAAUAUAUAACAAAACCUUCUCCGCAUGCAACUCGUCCAAAUUGUUAUCGGAUUCUGCCCCUCAAGGGAUCAUCUGUGAUCAAACUUGGCCUGUUCUUGAUCAAAUCCAACAUGUCACCAUGGCACAGUUGUUUGGAGCAAUAUUCAUCUCAAACUCUUCUGAAAUAUUAUUUGAAUUGGGAUAAAUUACAUGUCCCGGUGUUGUGAUAAGCCCACAGGAUGCAUACCCUGUGAUCAAAUAUGCAGAAAGUAGUGAGAAUCCUUCCGUGAGCAUCAAGUUUCAAAAGACCUUUGUUAGGACAAAGCCUGCACCAUUAGCCGCCAUGUACAGUUCGAGAGGUCCUUCUCUAAAUUCCCAACACAUCAUGAAGCCGGACAUAAUGGCACCCGGGACUAGAAUUUUGGCUGCCUAUGUUCUAACUCAACAAUCAGGAGUAAUUAGAUCCAAUGUGUUUUUCCCAAGCAACUACAAUUUAUUAUCUGGGACAUCAAUGGCUUGUCCUCAUGCUUCUGGUGUGGCAGCAUUACUAAAAGGCGUACAUCCUGAGUGGAGUCCGGCUGCAAUUAGAUCAGCCAUGAUGACUACAGCCAAUCCAUUGGACAAUACUCAAAACACAAUUCGUGACAAUGGAAAUCGUUUGGAAUUCGCUUCGCCUUUAGCUAUUGGAUCAAGUCACAUUGAUCCUAACAGAGCAGUUGACCCAGGUUUGGUAUAUGAUGCAACUCCACAAGACUAUGUGAAUCUGCUUUGCUCCAUGAAUUUUACCAGUAACCAAAUCUUAACCAUCACUAGAUCACGAGCCUAUAAUUGUUCCAACCCAUCUUCUAAUUUGAACUACCCACCUUUUAUUGUUUAUUAUGAUAACCAAACAAUAUCAAGGACUCAGAAGUUUGAUAGAAUUUUAACUAAUGUGGGAGACAGUGUUUCACAAUAUAAGGCUAAGGUGGCAGCUCCAGUGGGUUCUGAAGUAAUUGUUUCACCAGACACAUUAGUCUUUGGGAAGAAGAAUGAGAAACAAAGGUACUGUCUUAUAAUAAAAUAUGGAAGCGAUGAGCAAGGAAAAGAAUCGUUUGGAGAAAUUGUUUGGGUUGAAGAAAACAGAAACCACACUGUGAGGAGGCCAAUUGUUGUAUCCCUGUUUAUCUGAGUUCUUUAGACAUGAGUUGUGUAUCAUUCAAAAUAAGAUCACAUUACAUGGUUAUGUUGAAUAAGUGAUCUUUAGAUAAUCCAUAUUGCAGGCCUAAUUUUUGCUUAUCUUUCUACAAUAAAAUGGAAAAAAUUUCCCUCUUACUUUUGAUAAUGAUCUGUUUUUCUCUAGCUUCUAGGAUUAUGAUAGAGCUAGCAAUGGCUUAAAUGACUUAAAUGAUAAGAUAUAUAUCAUGUGGCAUGAAAAUGACUUAAUAGCAUUACAUUUGUC